UGAGUCCUAUUGAUAGAUGGUAUAGAUCCUAAAUUGACAUGAUUGGCAUCCUUCGGGGCAUUCUUUAUUUCACUUAAACUUCUGGAAGAAAUAAUCCAGAAGCUUGGACUAAAAUGCCAUCAUUGUACAAAUUAUUUCUAAUUCCAAGUAGGCAAUGAAAAACCAAAAAAAGAUGGUGAAAAGAUGACUGAAAUUCUGGAUAUAUAUGUCAGGCAAACCAAUUGAAACUUACUUUAGGCAAAACCAAAUGUUACCGAUGGGGCAUUCUCAGUGUGAAUGGAGAAGAGAAUAUGAUAGAUGUGGUCCUUCCCACGGAGACAGAAUGUUGCCAGGAAUGUUUUAAAGAAACAACCAAAAACAAUGUAUGGCUGGUUCCUCAACUGCUGGUGUGAAUUAAGUGCAAGAUUUACCAAGUUUUGAACUUUUGUUUAUCUUCUUUAAAGCUGUUUUUGUUUCUAUGUUUUAACAAAAUAUCUUCAUAAGGCUUCUGAAUUAUUCUGAUGUGUCCAUCAAUAAUUCAUUUGUCUGUGACUUCAUCGCUCUUCUCCUUGUCAACCCUUGAUAAUUCCACAUUCAUGCACUAAGUUAAAUUGUAUUGGACUUGGUCUGUAUUUGGAGUGUUCUCAACAAUUCAUUUCAAUCAUCACAGUUUGGCAUGGAUUAACAUCUACAAAAGGAGUAGAGGCUAACUGAAAAGUAAAAUGCCUACUGCUUGAAUAGGCGUUGCAUUUUGGUGUUCAUGAGGAGUUUCAAAGAGUUAAUAUGGCCUUUUAUUUCUAAAUUAUAUGUAGUGUACUACAAAUGCGAAGAUUAAAAACAAAAAUCAGUUUGUAAUUACAUUUAGUAAGAUCACAGUUGUUUCAUUGGGAUUUAACUCUGCUGGAUUGUCACUUUACAAUUUAGCAGCCGAAAUGAAAUCUAAUAGGCCGUUUCACAAAGAAUUUUGAUGUAUUUUCUAUACAAAAACAGUUGGGAGACCACAUUUUUAGGUAGAGUAUGCGACUGUAUGAAAGACAACUUUUAUGCUAUAUGUUUGUAUUUUUUUUUAAUCCUAGGAUAACAAGUCGAACCUAUUUCAUAAAGAAAAAGAAAAUCUGCCGUUACUAACCGUGUGAGAAUCAUGUCUGUUCGAGAGUCCUUUAAUCCAGAAAGUUACGAACUUGACAAAAGUUUUCGGUUAACCCGUUUCACGGAACUUAAAGGCACCGGCUGUAAAGUGCCUCAGGACAUUUUGCAGAAAUUGCUCGAAUCUUUACAAGAAAAUCAUUUCCAAGAAGAUGAACAGUUUUUGGGGGCUGUUAUGCCAAGAUUGGGAAUUGGCAUGGAUACUUGCGUUAUUCCUUUGAGACACGGAGGUCUGUCUUUGGUCCAGACAACAGACUACAUUUAUCCCAUUGUGGACGACCCCUAUAUGAUGGGACGCAUCGCAUGUGCCAAUGUCCUUAGUGAUCUCUAUGCCAUGGGAGUCACCGAAUGUGACAAUAUGUUGAUGCUUCUGGGUAUCAGUAAUAAAAUGACAGACAGGGAAAGAGAUAAAAUCAUGCCUCUAAUUAUCCAAGGAUUUAAAGAUGCUGCAGAAGAGGCAGGAACAUCAGUGACUGGUGGUCAAACAGUAUUAAACCCUUGGAUUGUUUUAGGAGGAGUGGCCACAACUGUCUGUCAGCCUAAUGAGUUUAUAAUGCCAGAUAAUGCAGUCCCGGGAGAUGUGCUGGUGUUAACGAAGCCAUUGGGAACACAAGUAGCUGUAGCUGUCCAUCAGUGGUUAGACAUUCCAGAAAAAUGGAAUAAAAUCAAGCUGGUCGUGACACAAGAAGACGUGGAACUUGCCUAUCAAGAAGCAAUGAUGAACAUGGCAAGACUCAACAGGACAGCCGCAGGGCUCAUGCAUACGUUCAAUGCUCAUGCAGCCACGGACAUCACAGGCUUCGGCAUCCUGGGCCACGCACAGAAUCUAGCAAAGCAGCAACGCAACGAAGUCUCCUUCGUUAUCCACAACCUCCCUGUCCUUGCCAAAAUGGCUGCAGUUAGCAAAGCUUGUGGGAAUAUGUUUGGUCUUAUGCACGGGACUUGUCCAGAAACUUCAGGAGGCCUCCUUAUCUGCUUACCGCGGGAACAAGCGGCGCGGUUCUGUGCCGAGAUCAAGUCUCCAAAAUACGGCGAAGGUCACCAGGCAUGGAUUAUUGGGAUUGUGGAAAAGGGAAACCGCACGGCCAGGAUUAUAGACAAGCCUCGGAUCAUCGAAGUCGCGCCCCAAGUAGCCACUCAGAACGUAAACCCGACACCCGGGGCAGCUUCUUAAUCCUAGACGAAAUAGGUUUUUUGUUUUGUUUUGUUUCAUUUUUUUUAAAAAAAAACAAAAACAAAAAAUAGAUCUAUUUCCUUUAUCAUCUUACAGCCUAAAGAACUGUGUAAAAAAAAAGAGAGAGAGAGAGAGAGAAGAAACACAUUGUGUCUGCAAACCUGGUGGCCUUAGGUCGGUUGGAGCGAGUGAAUAUAACCCUCUUGCCUUCCCCUCACACACAACACACAACACACCUUUUUUUUCCCCCCCUCCCUUUUCUUUUUCCUGUUACACGAACUGAAGAUGCUCCUAUCUCGAGGCAGCUUCUGAGUUGAGAGCGAUAUUGUUAUCCAAUACUGUUGAUUCAUUUUGAAUCUUUAAGAGACAUUGAUCUCUCGCCACACGGGCUCUUUUUUUUUAAAAGGUGCUUUCACGUAGCGCAGGCAUUGCCCACCGUGGUAAUCAAAUGCAGUUUUUGUGCUCUUUU
Pseudonaja textilis is the source of this 2768-nucleotide messenger RNA. Lineage: Eukaryota; Metazoa; Chordata; Lepidosauria; Squamata; Elapidae. The record is from RefSeq and is a predicted model, not a curated record.